AUGGAGUUUUAGCAAUAUGGUUAAUAAAUUCCAACGUUUUAAGCUUCAUCUUAUUUUUAGCAGGAAUAAUAAUUAAAUGGGGAUGCAAUAUAAUAAAAACUUGAAUUUAACGAAUCUAAAUAAACUUUAGAGAUGGAAGGUAGUAUGCCUGCUUCAUUGUUUUAAAUAGAUUAAUCUAUGAUAAAUAGAAUUGAGAACGAUUCAAAUAAUAAUAUAUUAUAAAGAGCAAGCGAUUUGUAAAAUGUUUAUUAAAUGCUGGACAAUGGAAAUAGUCAGUAAGAUAUUUCAAUCACAACAAGUACUUAAAUUAUAAAAGUGCAAGAUUGCGACAAUGAUCAAAAUAAUGAAACUCUUAAAUAACUCAGAGAGUUUCUAGUGGAUUAAAUUGAAGAUGUGUCGUUAAACGAUAUUUAUGCUAACUACGAGUUGCUCACUAAUUACUGCUUGAAACAAUAAUUCUUAUUAUAAAACAAGCAUUUUAAUCCGAAAGUUUACUUUCAAGGCAAAAAGAUAUCCCAAAUUUAAUUUAAUGAUAUUUUCACAGAAUAAAAAGUACAAACUUAAACUAACACCAAUGUCACUAAUGCAAACUAAGAAGGUAAAGUUAUCUAAAAUAAGCCCUUCGAAAAGUAGAGAAAGAAUUUUUAAAAUUCUAAAGUUUCUUCUGGUAUAUAGUUAGAUUUUGUAAAAGAAGUGAAGGAAGAAAGCUUUUCAGUUGGUAGUGUAACCCCAUAAUCACCUGCACAAAAUACUAUUAUUGCAGGUUUUUAAAAAUAUCCUUAACAUCAUAUAUCCACUCCAGUUAAAAAAAAUUCUAUCAAUUUGAGCUCUGCUUCUACAAAAUUAGGAUUCUAACCUAAUUCAGGAGUUUAUAGCUACAUUAACAGUAGUAAUCAAGCAUUUGAUAUGUCUAGGAGCUUACUCCAAUCAAGAAGUAUCUAAUAAGGAUCUAAUUACAACAUAAACCAGCCUUAAGACCAAUAAAAAGAUGAAGUGACAUUAACAAAAGGCGAAAAUUUUAAUACUUAAAACACAUAAGCUUCAAAAGAAACAAAGUAGAUAUAAAAGGAGAAAACAAAUUGCUAACAAAAAAAAAAACCAAAUUUAAUUUAAACUAAUUAAAAUAAUAACCAAUUAAUGUAAAAGUCUCCUAAAAGUAAAUUAGUAGAACAAAUUAACAACUUCGAAGCAUAAGCUUCAAGCAAUAAAAAUAAAAAUUACAUUUCAUACAUUAGAGAUUACUCAGGAGGUUCUGGUAACAAAGAGGUAUCUUCUUCUUCUAAAUAAAAUUUAAAUGGAAAUAAUUCCAAAUUGAUUUAAAAUAACAAUUCCCACACUAAUUCAGCUACAAAUAUAGCAAAUCUUUAAACCAACCAUCUUAAAAAUGUGUAAAUUAAUUUAUAUAGUAGCAAAGGCUCGUCUAAUUUGCCAAUAGAUAACCUAAAUAAAUUAGAAAAUCAAUAAAAAACAGAUAAUUUAAUUAAAACAGAAAGCUUAAAUAAGAUAGAUAUAUUUUAGAAGCCAGAUUAACAAAAAAAGUAAGAAAAUCUAAACUAUAUCGAUAAUUUUUAAAAAAAAGAAAGUUAAAUUAGUCAAUAAAAUGUAAGUAAAUUAGAUAAUUUAAUUAAUUAUGAUACUUUAAGUAAGAUAGAUAAUUUAAAUAAGAUAGAUAAAAUUGAGGGUUAAAGUAAAUUUGGAAAUUUAGUAAAUAACAAUGAUUAAAAAAAGCUAGAAAGCAAUAGUAAAACAGAUUUUCUUUUAAACCAAAAUAAUAAUAACUUUCUUUCUAAAAAUAAAUCUUUAUCUCCCAAGGGCUAGUAAAGCAUUGGUUUAAAAAGUUAGUUAACUAAGAAAGAAAGAUUUUAAAAUUUAUAGCUGACUGAUUAUGUUUAUUCUUCAGCAACAAAUUAAUCCUAAACAACUUAAUCAAAGAAAAGUGCUGUUAUAAAUUUAAAUUUAAAAUUAUCUCCAAAAGGAAGCUCUUAAAGAGUUUAAGUAUCUCAACUUGAUGGGAAUAAAGUAAAUGACAACAAAUAUGAGAGUAAUAGAAGAAGUGCUAAUUCAAGUUAAGAAACAACAAAGCAGGAACUUAAAAAAGUAUAAAUAAACCCUGGAAAUAAAGAGAGAAAAAGUAUUAGCAUUCACCUUGAGUCAACUAAAUACUAUUAAUAUAAUAAUGAGCAGCCAAUUUCUGUAAAAAUAGAUAAAAUUUAAAAGGACUCAGCUUCUAAGGUAACAAACAGUUCAAAUAUUUCGUAAUCUCCUUUAUCAUCUUAAAUUCUUAAAGAUUAAGUUAAGCUUAAAAAUGAAAUAAAUAAGCUAAGUAAAUUGCUAGAUUCAAAUUCUAAUAAGUAAGAGUAAAAUUAAAAUACAAAUGAUUAAAUAACUGUCUCUUUAUAAUCUACUUAGUAAUAGAUUUAAUCUUAAACUUUGAUUAAUACUGCAUCUACAUCCAAUACAAAUAAAUAAAGCAUUGAGUUCAAUAAGAAUUCAAUGAAAAAAUAGAUGCAUUACACUAUACCAUUAAUAAAAGAUUUAAAUCUAUCGAAGGUAUCAUCCUAAGCUAUACUCCCUGAAGAUAAUGGAUCACACAGAGAAAUAAAAGACUAUGCUACCAGUGCUGCUAAUUCGCGUACAGUAUCUCCUUCAAAUCCACUGAAGGAAAUGAGAAUACCAACCUCAGGAAACAGCUUAAAUAACUCGAAUGCUAGGUUAAGUAGCUCUCUGUAGCCAACUCCUAGGGACCAUCAUGAUUAAAUUCACUCUGCAGUAAUAAAUUAAAAUAUCAAUCAUUAAGUAGCAAGGAAUAUUGCUUCUGUAAUAUCAAUCCUUAAUAAUAAGGUUUCUAUAGAAAAUAAAAGUAUGCCAAGAGGUUACAAUACAUUAAGCAAUAAAUCAAACCCUUUAAGUCCAAACCAAAGAAGUUUAUCAAGAGGAAAAAUCACUCCUCUCCUUUCUGGAUAGGUGCCAUCUGAGCUAAAUAGCAGAAACACAAGUUAAAUAUAUUAGAGUAACUUUAUGAGUUCAAAUUAAUGUACUUCAUAAAAUAAUAGAAAUUUGCUUAAUUCACCUUCUUAUGGAAGUAUAUUUUAGCCUUAAUUGAGUUAAAAAUACACAUAAAUAUAUUAAUAAAUGGAGCUAUUAAACUAAAAAUUUAAUUAAAUGGGAAACAAUAACCCUUAGCAGCAAAUUAAUGUAAACAUACAAAGUAACUUAAAUAGUAAUAAUGGAUCGUAAGUGUGUUUAGGUUAGCCUAAUUCUUCUAACACACUCAGAAAUUCCUCAAAAAAUAAUGUAAAAAAUGUUAAAAAAAAUAUUUGA
Tetrahymena thermophila SB210 is the source of this 3321-nucleotide messenger RNA. RefSeq lists its product as hypothetical. NCBI's taxonomy places the organism in Eukaryota, Ciliophora, Oligohymenophorea, Hymenostomatida, Tetrahymenidae. The transcript has 5 exons. The record is from RefSeq and is a predicted model, not a curated record.